Molecule: messenger RNA, 2950 nt
Organism: Pteronotus mesoamericanus
Lineage: Eukaryota; Metazoa; Chordata; Mammalia; Chiroptera; Mormoopidae
Gene: DDX20
Product: DEAD-box helicase 20
Exons: 11
Coding region: 20-2488 (822 amino acids)
Biological process (GO): spliceosomal snRNP assembly
Cellular component (GO): SMN complex
Molecular function (GO): ATP binding; RNA binding; RNA helicase activity
Source: RefSeq, a predicted model, not a curated record
AUCUGGUAGCGCGGCUACGAUGGCGGCGGCGUUUGAAGCCACAGCGGCCUUAGAGACCAAGGAGACUGCUGUGCCCGCGGAGCAUGUGGCCCCACAGGUCUCGGAGCCCGCCUCCGGGCCCAUGCGGAGCCUACGGACGGCCCACGACAUCAGUGGCCCGCGGACCCGCACGGGGGACGUACUGCUGGCGGAGCCCGCGGACUUCGAGUCGCUGCUGCUGUCGCGGCCGGUGCUGGAGGGGCUGCGAGCGGCCGGCUUUGAGCGGCCCUCGCCCGUGCAGCUGAAGGCCAUCCCGCUGGGACGCUGCGGGCUCGAUUUAAUUGUUCAAGCAAAGUCUGGCACUGGGAAAACCUGUGUAUUCUCCACUAUUGCUUUGGAUUCUCUUGUUCUUGAAAACUUAAGCACCCAGAUUUUGGUCUUGGCUCCUACAAGAGAAAUUGCUGUACAGAUACAUUCUGUUAUCACAGCUAUUGGAAUAAGAAUGGAAGGCUUAGAGUGUCAUGUCUUUAUUGGAGGGACUCCAUUAUCUCAAGACAAGAUCAGACUUAAAAAGUGUCAUAUCGCUGUUGGAUCUCCAGGCAGAAUUAAACAACUGAUAGAGCUUGAUUACUUGAACCCAGGCAGUAUACGUCUCUUUAUUUUGGAUGAAGCGGAUAAGCUUUUAGAAGAAGGCAGCUUCCAGGAGCAAAUAAAUUGGAUUUAUUCUUCCUUGCCUGCCAGUAAGCAGAUGGUGGCCGUAUCAGCUACUUACCCUGAAUUUUUGGCUAAUGCUUUGGCAAGGUACAUGAGAGAUCCCACUUUUGUAAGACUAAACUCCAGUGACCCAAGUCUCAUAGGUUUGAAGCAGUAUUACAAAGUUGUUAAUUCGUACCCUUUGGCCCACAAGAUUUUUGAGGAAAAGGCUCAGCAUUUACAGGAACUGUUCAGCAGAAUUCCAUUUAAUCAAGCCUUAGUCUUUUCUAAUUUGCACAGCAGAGCGAAGCAUUUGGCUGAUAUCCUUUCUUCUAAAGGCUUUCCUGCAGAGUGCAUUUCAGGCAACAUGAAUCAGAAUCAGCGUCUUGAUGCUAUGGCUAAACUGAAGCAGUUUCAUUGCAGAGUCCUCAUCUCCACAGAUUUGGCUUCCCGUGGGAUCGAUGCUGAGAAGGUGAAUCUGGUGGUAAAUCUGGAUGUGCCGUUGGAUUGGGAGACAUAUAUGCAUCGGAUUGGCAGAGCUGGCCGUUUCGGGACUUUGGGCCUGGCGGUGACCUACAGCUGUCGGGGAGAAGAAGAAAAUACGCUGAUGAAAAUUGCCCAGAAAUGUAAUAUCAACCUCCUGCCUUUACCAGACCCCGUUCCUCCUGGCCUUAUGGAAGAAUGUUCGGAUUGGGAUGUGGAGGUUACAGCGGCUGUGCACACGUACAGCUUAGCAGGCGCACCCGGCCAGACGCUAAAAAAGCAAAUUCAAAAAAUGGAAAGAGCCCCUCAGACCCCGAAAGCUCAUGGUAACCAUGUGGCUUCUUGUAGAAACACUUCCGUCUCUGCAUUAUCAGCCAAGUCAAAAAUCACCACCAAACAGAAGCUCCCUGUGAAAAGCCACUCAGAGUGCGGACUCCUGGAAAACGCAGCGUCACCCCAGGCCCCGGGCCGCGCCGUGCAGGUGGAGGGGCAAAUGAAGAACUCUGUUGAGAGCCCAGCUGAAAACUCGAACAGUGGUCAGCACCCGGUCAAAGAAGAGUCGCCAGUGUCACUCCCCCAGAUUCCCUGUCUGUCUGCCUUCAAAAUCCACCUGCCAUGCACGUGGACUUUCGCAGAAUUGGUAGAGGAUUAUGAACACUAUAUUAAGGAGGGGUUAGAGAAACCUGUGGAAAUCAUCAGGCACUACACAGGUCCUGGGGAUCAGGCCGCGAAUCCUCAAAAUGGUUUUGUGAGAAGUCGGAUUCCCGAAGAAAGAGUCCGGGUGCUGGUAAGUAGUAGCCAGUCUGGGAACUCUGAGAGUGACAGCGAUUCUUACAGCUCACGGACUUCUUCCCAGAGCAAAGGAAGUAAGUCCUGCGUGGAAGGCUCUUCUGGUAUUCAGCUGAAAGACUUGGAGUCUACCCCCGUGGAUGGCCGUAUCUCUUUGGAACAGCCUCUGAAUGGAAAUGACGCCCCUAAUCUAAGAGAGCAUCAAGGAGCACCUGAAAUCCAGGUGAAGGCAAGGCAUAAAGAGGGGGCCAAACAGAGAGUGAAGCAGGGCCGAAGAGACGCAGCUAGGCGGCCCUCCUAUCGGUUGCAGGCAGAGCCCCGGGAAGAUGAGUGGUCUGACGGCCGUGGGGCAACCCACGUGGGUUUUCCUGGUGCCUGUCAGGGUUAUGAAGAGUAUUGGAAGGCCUACUACAGGGCGUGGCACGAAUACUAUGCUGCUGCUUCGCAGUCGUAUUACUGGAAUGCUCAGAGGCACCCGGGUUGGAUGGCGGCCUAUCACAUGAAUACCGUUUAUCUGCAAGAAAUGAUGCGUGGCCAUCAGUGAUGAUGGGCCGUACCUCAGACCCCCUGAAGUACCAGUGAGCCAGACCUGUGGGUAGCCAUCCUCCUUGACCUAUAGGAGAGGGGCGCAUAGUGGCAUUUUUGAGGAACUUGAAGUCUCAAGUCUUUUUGCGUGGAUACCGCUAUUUUUCCGAUUGUUUUGACCUACCAGGUAUAUUACCUAUUUUUAAGAAACUUAAUGGGUCAGAUUCUUAAGAGAAAUAUUUUGGGACAAAGAGCUAAAAAUGCCGGGGUGCCAUCUUCUAUAAGCUGUUCCAAAAGGAAACAUUUGAAAAGACAUAUUACUGCUUACUUAAAAAAAUAAAAACAGGUGAGAUUUGAAAAACGCUAGCUUAUGCUACGGAGUUCUUUACAAAAGGCUUGGGCAUUUUCAUUGAGGUACGUCUGUUCUUGUAGAAAUUCAUAACAUGGUGGGUCAGAAAAUCCCCCUUUUAGGAUUAUGCAG